Cuculus canorus (common cuckoo) is the source of this 583-nucleotide messenger RNA. RefSeq names its product thioredoxin 2 (gene TXN2). The coding region runs from base 83 to 559 and encodes 158 amino acids. The record is from RefSeq and is a predicted model, not a curated record. The transcript has 4 exons. Gene Ontology annotation, biological process: cell redox homeostasis. NCBI's taxonomy places the organism in Eukaryota, Metazoa, Chordata, Aves, Cuculiformes, Cuculidae. Gene Ontology annotation, cellular component: mitochondrion. Gene Ontology annotation, molecular function: protein-disulfide reductase activity.
CGGCGACGGCCAAUCAACGCGCGGGGGGGCGGGGCUUCGGGCGGAAGUGGGGCUGGGAGAGGUUGACCUCGGGGUCGGAAAGAUGGCCCAGAGGUUGUUGGUCCGGCAGCUGCUCUCCCUCACUCCCAGGGUUCAGCUCCUGCAGGGGCAGCAAACGCUUCCUGGCCCCUUGGUACCUCGUGCCCCACCAGCACCUUACCACAGGACCAUUGGCACCUCGGCAGGCUGCAGGAGCACCUUCAACGUGCAGGAUGACAGAGACUUCCAGGAUCGCGUGGUGAACAACCCCAAACCAGUUGUGGUGGACUUCCAUGCGCGGUGGUGUGGCCCCUGCAAGAUCCUAGGCCCCAGGUUAGAGAAGAUGGUGGCCAAGCAGGAUGGGAAGGUGCUGAUGGCCAAAGUUGACAUUGACGAUCACACAGACCUUGCUGUAGAGUACGAGGUGUCAGCAGUGCCAACCGUGCUGGCUAUGAAGAAUGGAGAUGUCGUGGAUAAGUUUGUGGGAAUAAAGGAUGAGGAUCAGCUGGAGGCAUUCCUCAAGAAACUUAUUGGAGUCUGAAAUAAAAGGGUGGCUGUACCUCUA